CUCCAGGCUGCAAGGAUGGAGCUUUUCUUCCUUCACUAUCCCUUUACCUGUCUGCUCAUUGCCUUUCUAGUCCUCUACCAGGUGAAACCUGCAUUCAGAUUCUUCUGCAAGAUGACCUUCUAUAAGUUGUGGCUCUUCACCAUAAGCAUUGGGGUUGCCAUCCUCAGUAUUCCUCGUGGACGUAACGUGGACAAUAUGAUUUUUUUGCGCGCAUUGAUCCAGCCACUCAAAUACAUCUUUGGCAUUCAGAUUGUGGUGAAGGGAAAGGAGAACCUCAGGACUAAGAAACCUUUUGUCUUGGUGCUGAAUCACCAGACCUCCCUUGACAUCCUGGUGAUGUUGGAGGUGUUGCCGAGGCGCUGUGCGCCCAUUGCAAAGAAGGAGAUCCUGUACAUGGGCACAUUUGGCCUGGCCUGCUGGCUCGCAGGAGUCAUCUUCAUUGACCGCAAGAGGAGAGAAGAGUCCAUUGACACCCUGACAGAAGUGGCACACUCCCUACACAAGGACAACUUGCGUGUCUUGAUCUUCCCUGAAGGAACUCGCAACCAUGGUGGCUCCAUGUUGCCCUUCAAACGUGGGGCCUUCCAGCUGGCUGUGAAAGCCCAGGUCCCCAUUAUUCCUGUAGUGUUGUCUUCCUACAACAGCUUCUACAACCAGAAGGAGAAGAAAUUUACACCAGGAAAGAUGAUCAUCCAGAUCCUGCCAGAAGUGGAGACGCUGGGCCUAGGCCCAGAUGAUGUUCCCAAGCUGACGGAGCAGGUUCGUGACUCCAUGCUCUCCACCUACCAGGGGAUAUCGGGAAUGAUGAAUGGAGCUUCCCAUUAGUGAUCCCAUCUUCCAGCUCCUGCAGUGUGUGCCACAGCUGAGAGGAGCCCAUGGCAACCACAUGAAGUUUUGGCAGCAGAGACAACUGUGAUUGCAACACUGAUAUACCAGAGACAGGCAAAACAUCCACCAGGGAGAGAAGCUUCCAAGGGGAAGGUUGCUGUGUUCCUCCCAGACAACUGUGCCACCCAUGGGGACAGACACACAAUGGACAGCUGGACAUUUCUGUGUAAUCAUAUUGCUGAGAAUGUCCCACCAGCUGGACCCCAGGCAGAGCUGUGCCCUUCCUGAGAUCAUCACUGCCUGCUUAUAACCACCUUUCCCUGCUCAAAUCCAAUAAGGUGAAGGCAUUGAUCCCAAGCC
Messenger RNA from Catharus ustulatus (Swainson's thrush), 1188 nucleotides. Its product is annotated as 1-acyl-sn-glycerol-3-phosphate acyltransferase alpha-like. The transcript has 6 exons. Gene Ontology annotation, cellular component: endoplasmic reticulum; membrane. The record is from RefSeq and is a predicted model, not a curated record. NCBI's taxonomy places the organism in Eukaryota, Metazoa, Chordata, Aves, Passeriformes, Turdidae. Gene Ontology annotation, biological process: phosphatidic acid biosynthetic process. Gene Ontology annotation, molecular function: 1-acylglycerol-3-phosphate O-acyltransferase activity. Bases 16 to 825 code for a protein of 269 amino acids.